Wallemia ichthyophaga EXF-994 is the source of this 1992-nucleotide messenger RNA. RefSeq lists its product as uncharacterized. The record is from RefSeq and is a predicted model, not a curated record. NCBI's taxonomy places the organism in Eukaryota, Fungi, Basidiomycota, Wallemiomycetes, Wallemiales, Wallemiaceae. The transcript is spliced from 4 exons. The coding region runs from base 1 to 1992 and encodes 663 amino acids.
AUGCCAGAGCAACCAAUGCACGCUAAUGACAGGGCUACUGUAAGUGCUGCAAGUACUGCCAAUACCAGUGCCACGACAAACGGCAAGGCCACGGCCACACCCCAUCUAUUACCGCCGACCAACGCCUUUCUCGAACUGCUUCUGUGGUGGGUGGACGUUGUUACACACAGCUCUGCUGCGACCUCAGAAGGGGGUUCUACAUUCAAGAUGUACCGCUUGCUCAGAAAGCAAGACACCACUGACACACUUAUUCAGACGCAGCUACUCGACCAGCUCCUUCAAGAUAAUUUGGAUACCCUGUUAUGUCACCGUUAUACUGCGAGUGACACUCAUUUUAGUAGAGAUGUCUACGGCAAUAACAUUAGUAAUUUCAGCGACAACAAUAAUAACAAUAAUAGCAACAACAUCAGUAACAACAACAGCACCCACACCCCACAUACUCCCACCCCCUUCUCCCUCUUCGUCUCCCUCUGUAGCCGCUAUUUUAUAGUGAGUGGGCUUUUGCGUGGUGAAGACGAUGUGCUGACUGGCUGGCCUUUUCAGAGAGUCUCGUACUGCGAACGUAAUGGCAUGGGCGAGCGAUCACACCCAUUCGCCAAACUUUUCUUUGCACUCCCCGAUGAAUGUCUUGCUAUUGGCAAGUGGCACGCCUUCACCCAGCUGCAGCCGCAGUGGGGGUAUUCAGAGGGUUUGUAUAGGGUGGAUGUAGGUGUCCAUGCGGGUAUGCAUCAGGAACACACACGAAGCCACAUCGUAGAAACUCUUUUAUGCGACGCAAACGACCACCACACAGCCAUUCUCAUCGACCGUCUGCAUGCAGCCAUGGUGUUAGAAGAUGGAUGGCAUGUUAAGCACUCCGAGCAUAGCAUACACAGCAACCACACCGAUCUCGUCGUCGACGUGCCUCGUGUGCGCGAGGUGGCCGCGGAGAUUCGACAAGAAAUUCGCCUCAUCAUCACUGUCAAACGGCUUUUACGCAAGUCGCUGACGCUGUGCGACCAAGUAUCAACAUCCUCCUUCACAAGUAAAUGCAAAAGCAAGACAGACAUAGCCGCACUGAGCGUCGCACUUAAGACGCACAGAACGCACAGGAUGCACAAGCACACGCGCACGCGCUCGCCCGCGGACAUUUUCUCCUUAGACACCCUCACCCAGCUGCACAACCACCUCUAUCCGUUCACGCGCGUGGUCGUCCUGCUCGAUUCGCUCGGCACGGCGUAUGAGUAUAUGGAUGUAGAUGAGCACUGCCAUCACCUUGUGUGGCUGUAUCUGGAUGUGGAUGUGGGUGAGGUGAGUGACCACGCGCUAACACUCCCACUCCAAUUCCCACUUCGCCACAGAGUGAGUGUGAGCAUUGGUGAAAUCAUGGCUAUUGGCUCGCUCUCCCAUCCGUGCAUCACCCUGACGCGCAAACAUCUCGAGGACCUUGUGCGGGUGCUGCGCGCAGUCGGUGCGUCUCCUUACGAGAUGCCUCUUGAGAAGGGGGAUGUGGAUGUAGACUUGGGUGGAGUUUUCGCCCUUCUCGCUAAGUCUGUACAUCUGCUCAGCACCUCUCCGGAUAUUCAUUGGGGCGGCCUCCUCUACCACGCUUACAACACCCUCCUUAUGAUCUACACACACCUCCUCCCCUUCAAGGAGAAUAAUGGCGGGAGUUUCAGUGGCUUCGGGGAUGCAUUAGCGUUUGAGUUUGAAUCUGGGUUUGGGUACGAUGACAAUUACGUCCCUGUGUCUUACCUUAGCAUCGACAAUGGUAAAGACAAUGGUAGCAGCAGCAGCAGGGAUAUGCAAGUCAGUAUCUGGUGCGCUGCCCAGACGCGUUUUGCUGCUCUUAAUGCACACGAUCCUUUUGAAGAUGGUAGCGCGGAUGAAGGUGGAGAGGGAGACAACGAUGGCUACGACGGCGAUAACGACAACGAAAACAGCAUCACCAUCAUCAAUAGCAACAAGACCGAAAACUCAGCCGAAACAUACACAAUUGAGGCAGAUGAUUAA